AUGCGGCGCGCCAGCCGAGACUACGCCAAGUACCUGCGCGGCGCCGAGGAGCCGGGCGGACCCCUGGACGGGACGCCCCCCGCGCCCCCCGCACCCCCGGCGACCCCCCAGCCCGCCCCGACGACGCCCCCCGCCGCCGCCGCCCAUCCGCGCGCCCUGCUGGCCGCCCUGCUGCUGCUGGGGCUGGGGCAGGUGGUGUGCAGCCUGGCCCUCUUCCUCUACUUCCGCGCCCAGAUGGACCCAAACAGAAUUUCCGAAGAUGACAUGCACUGUUUGCGGACUUUCUUGAGGCUUCAAGGGAACGUCGAUCUGCAGGAAACCACGUUGGCGAGCCAGGAGACCAGGCUCAUGUCCGAAUCGUGCAGAAGGAUGAAGCAGGCUUUUCAGGGAGCCAUGCAGAAGGAAGUGCAGCGAAUUAUUAUUGGGAAAGACCGGCCCAGAUCUGAGAAAUAUAUCUUGGAAACUUCGUGGUUGGAUUUGUCCACCCAGAUCAAGCCCAGCAAAGCCCCGCUUGCACAUCUGCCCAUUGAUGGUGAUAACAUCCCAACUGGCACCGGUAAGGUGAACCUUACCUCCUGGCAGCAUGACAGAGGCUGGGCAAAUAUACACAAUAUGACAUUCAGUGGUGGAAAACUCAUUGCUAGUCAGGACGGCUUUUACUACCUGUAUGCCAACGUGUUCUUCAGACACCAUGAAACGCAGGGGGACGUAGCCGGACAUCGCCACUUGAUGGUCUAUGUGACAAAAAUUGAUGUUAAAAGGAGAACUUCUGUAAUCCUGAUGAAGGGGGGAAGCACCCAGUACUGGUCAGGGAAGUCAGAAUUUCAUUUUUAUUCUGUAAACGUAGGAGGGUUUUUCAAACUGAGAUCUGGUGACAAAAUUGGUAUCCAGGUAUCAUAUCCGUCAUUAUUGGAUCGCAGUCCAGAAGGAACGUACUUUGGGGCCUUUAAAAUAAGGGAUAUUGAUUGA
Euleptes europaea (tarantolino) is the source of this 969-nucleotide messenger RNA. It is a transcript of the gene TNFSF11, whose product is annotated as TNF superfamily member 11. Bases 1 to 969 code for a protein of 322 amino acids. NCBI's taxonomy places the organism in Eukaryota, Metazoa, Chordata, Lepidosauria, Squamata, Sphaerodactylidae. Gene Ontology annotation, biological process: immune response. The record is from RefSeq and is a predicted model, not a curated record. The transcript has 5 exons. Gene Ontology annotation, cellular component: membrane. Gene Ontology annotation, molecular function: tumor necrosis factor receptor binding.